Molecule: messenger RNA, 1488 nt
Organism: Cladophialophora immunda
Lineage: Eukaryota; Fungi; Ascomycota; Eurotiomycetes; Chaetothyriales; Herpotrichiellaceae
Exons: 1
Coding region: 1-1284 (427 amino acids)
Source: RefSeq, a predicted model, not a curated record
AUGGCAACCUCACAGGGCGACAGCGAGUACCGCCAGUACCUGCCGGACCUGAGCAUCCCGCGCUUCACGACCAUGGCGAAACAGGACGCGCACGUCUACGCCGCGGCGUUCAAGGAGUCUGGGAUCCCGCCCUGGCUGCACGCGCUGUACCUGCACUGGCGGGAGCUGCUCCAGGAGCCGUUCAAGGGCGUGACCCACGACGGGGCCGUGCGGCCGGGCCUGUUCAAGGUCCAGGACGAAGGCGUGCCCAUCGCGCGCAUCGUGGCGGCGGCGCAGGCGCUGCUCGGCCAGCUGACGCCCGCCCAGCUCGGCAAGCUGUCCCACCACAUCGACUCGCCCGAGUGGCGCACCUGGUCGAACCCGGAGUUCCUGCUCAGCGACAAGGGCGUCCGGCUGGACGAGCUCGCGCCGGCCGUGCGGGACGGCGUGAUGGGCGUGCUGCGCGCCGCGCUGUCGCCCGAGGGCUACGACAAGGCCGUGGCGGCGAUGCGCAUCAACGGCUUCCUGGGCGAGCUGGUGCAGGGCACCGCCGUGAUGAACGAGUACUCGUACAACUUUGUGCUGUUUGGGCAGCCGUCCACCACCGCGCCCUGGGGGUUCAGCUUCUACGGCCACCACCUGUGCCUGAACGUCUUCCUGUACCGCACGCAGAUGGUCGCCUCGCCGUGGUUCACGGGCGCCGAGCCCAACCUCAUCGACGACGGGCCGUACAAGGGCACGCGGAUCCUGCACGAGGAAGAGCGGCUCGGCCUGCGCCUGAUGCAGUCCCUGCCGCCCGCCCAGCAGCGCGCGGCCCAGAUCUACACCCAGAUGAAGGACCCGGCCAUGCCCGAGGGCCGGUGGAACCACGACGACCAGCGCCACCUGUGCGGCGCGUACCGGGACAACCGCGUCGUCCCCUACGAGGGCGUCCUGGUGUCCGCGCUCACGCCGGACCAGCAGGGCCUCGUCGACCAGAUCCUCGAGCAGUACCUCCUGUACCUCCCGCAGCCCGCGCGCUCCAUCCGCCUGGACCAGUGCCGGGCCUUCUACCCCGAGACGCACUUCUGCUGGAUCGGCGGCUUCGCCGACGCGGACCCGUUCUACUUCCGCAUCCAGAGCCCCGUGGUGCUGGUCGAGUUCGACCACCACAGCGGCGUCUUCUUGAACAACAAGGACCCUGCCAAGUUCCACAUCCACACCUUGCUGAGGACCCCGAACGGGGGGGACUACGGGUACGCGUUGAGGCCCCUGUGCGAGCCGAGCGUCAAGCAGGAGUUUGUGUGGACGGGAGACAGGGACUAGCACGGAGGACGGACCGAUCGAGAGGUAGACGUUAGAUGACAGUUUGGAGCACGAGCAGCGACGAGGGACGAUCAAAAUCUAGGUACGCAUCUCAGUGGCUAGGGAGAGUUGUACACAUGAUACGGAAGGCGAGAAAAAGAGCUGGGCAUUGGCUGCUCAGGAAAUAAAAUAGCCAUGGUAAUAGUUAUCUUGCACUGUCUUGCA